Messenger RNA from Penicillium subrubescens, 1551 nucleotides. RefSeq names its product putative GABA permease. The coding region runs from base 1 to 1551 and encodes 516 amino acids. Gene Ontology annotation, cellular component: membrane. The transcript has 5 exons. Gene Ontology annotation, molecular function: transmembrane transporter activity. Gene Ontology annotation, biological process: amino acid transport; transmembrane transport. The record is from RefSeq and is a predicted model, not a curated record. Lineage: Eukaryota; Fungi; Ascomycota; Eurotiomycetes; Eurotiales; Aspergillaceae.
AUGCAGGAAGAUAUGGAACUGAAAUCUGGGAGCGCUGUGCGAUCAGGGCCAGCUAGAAGUGGCAAUGGUGGCUAUGAGAGCCACACAUUUCGCCAGAAACAACAAUUGGAGAGAUAUCUCAACUUCUUCUCAUCGGUUGCCUUUUCGGCUUGUCUGCUUGCUACAUGGGAAUCUGCUGGUGGUAGUUUGCUCUCGGGGCUGUAUAAUGGCGGUCCUGCAGCGAUUGUUUAUGGAAUGAUCAUAAGCACUGUGGGGAAUAUGGCCAUCGCGUGCUCCUUGGCCGAGCUUGCAUCUUUACACCCAACUGCAGGUGCUCAAUAUCACUGGAGCUACUUCCUCGCGCCGCGUGGCCGUCGAUUCAUCAGUUUCUUCCAGGGCUGGAUCACUGUCUUCUCUUGGUCUGCCCUCGUUUGUAUCGCGCCAUACUUCAUCGGAACCCAAAUUCAGGGCAUGAUUGUGCUGGCAGACCCUACCUAUGAGCUUGUUAGAUGGCGCGGUACGCUGCUCAUGUGGGCAGUAGCAAUUAUCCCGAUCAUCAUCAAUAUCUUUGCGCGUCGUGUCCUAGGAGGCAUCGAAGUUGCUGCGGGUAUCAUGCAUGUUGUUUUCCUACCAGUCACUAUUGCAGUCUUCGUCAUUCUCGCCCCUCGGAACCCUAACUUCUUUGUAUGGGAUACCUUUGUUGAGGGCUUGAGUGGAUGGCAAAAUUCAGGAGUUGUGUUCUCUAUUGGUCUCCUUGGUGUUAUUACUCCCCUGGCUGGCGUCGACGGCGUAAUCCAUAUGGCCGAGGAAGUCAAAAACGCCAAGGUCGUUGUCCCCCGCUCCAUGAUCUACGGCACCCUAAUCAACGGAGUGAUGGCAUUCUCCUAUCUCAUUGCUAUCCUCUACUGUAUGGGCGACUACACCGAAGCUCUUACUAGCCCCACAGGCUACCCUAUUAUCACAAUCGCCUAUCAAGCAACCGGAUCUAAGGCAGCUACCUACGUUCUCAUGGCAAUGGGUAUGCUACCGGGCUGGAUCGCCCUCUUCAAUGGCCUUGCAUCCGUCACGCGUCUUACCUGGGCCUUCGCUCGUGAUAAUGGACUGCCCUUCUCGGACUUCUUUGCCGUCGUCGAUUCAACCUACAAGAUCCCCCUCCGUGCUUUGUUCCUAGUUGCAUCAUGCAUCUUCGCCCUCUCGUUUAUCCAGAUCGGAUCUACGGCUGCAUUCAACGCUAUUCUCUCGCUUAGCACGCUCGGUCUCUAUAUUUCCUACCUUAUCCCCCUUGUCCUUCUUGUCUGGAAGCGCUUCGCGGCGCCACAUGAUAUCCCACGAGGAACUUUUAGCCUAGGGAAAUUCGGCCUCCCUAUGAAUCUUCUUGCUAUACUCUUCGCGACCUAUUUCUCUAUCUUCCUUCCCUUCCCCGCGACGCUGCCGGUCACUGCUGAGAAUAUGAACUAUGCCGGGCCUGUACUUGGAUUUGUUAUGUUGUUUGCCUGUGGAGACUGGAUUGUUCGAGGUCGGCAUAAGUGGCAAGGCCCUACAAUCAGACAUUAUGAUGAUCGGAACGAGUGA